AAAAGAGUCCUGACAUUUGAGGUUAAGGUCCUGAUUAAUGUAAACAUUGUCACUCGUUAGUUAAUUUUAUAAUAAUUUAUUAAUAAAUAAUGACUGCUGACCUGAUUGUUGAUCACGAAAUCCGAUUAUGGGUAUUUCUUCCUAUCGUCGUAAUCACUUUCUUAGUAGGAAUACUGAGACAUUACAUAUCUAUACUCCUUACCAGUCAGAAAAAAGUAGAGUUGCAACAGUUGAGAGAUAGUCAACUCAUUUUGAGAGCAAAACUUCUACGAGAAAAUGCGAAGUAUCUACCAAAGAACUCAUUUCUCAUGAGAAAAGGUGCAUUCAAUAAAGAGGAAGAGGGGUAUCUUACCCAGAAGAGACCCAAUAAUACCCAAAAUGUGAUGACAGACCCAUCUGUUAUGACUGAUAUGCUCAAAGGAAAUGUAACUAAUGUUUUGCCUAUGAUCAUAAUUGGUGGCUGGAUAAAUUGGAUGUUCUCUGGAUUCAUCACCACUAAAGUUCCAUUUCCCUUAACCUUGAGGUUUAAGUCUAUGCUCCAAAGAGGAAUUGAACUUUCUCAUUUAGAUGCUUCAUGGGUAUCGUCUGCAUCAUGGUACUUUUUAAAUGUGUUUGGCUUGAGGAGUAUAUACGCAUUAGUUCUUGGGGAAAAUAAUGCAGCUGAUCAGAGUAGGCAAAUGCAAGAACAAAUGUCUGGCGCAGCAACCAAUAUGCCUCAGGAUCCUAGGGUACCCUUCAAAGCUGAAUGGGAAGCUUUAGAGAUAUUGGAACAUCAAUGGGCUCUAGCAAAUAUAGAAAGCACCCUCCUUUGAGGAUGUUGUAGUGAAAAUUAUUUAAAUGUUUUAAUUUGUACAGCUCAUAUUUAUUGUGACUAAGAAAGUUGUUAAAUUGAUUUCUUGUGUACACAAUUGAUUAUAUUAUUUAAUGCAACCACAAAUGUAAUUGCUCUACAAGAUUCAUGUUCACUAUUGAUUAUUAAAAAUCAAAUGAAACUAUUG
Molecule: messenger RNA, 998 nt
Organism: Coccinella septempunctata (seven-spotted ladybird)
Lineage: Eukaryota; Metazoa; Arthropoda; Insecta; Coleoptera; Coccinellidae
Gene: EMC3
Product: ER membrane protein complex subunit 3
Exons: 1
Coding region: 90-812 (240 amino acids)
Biological process (GO): protein folding in endoplasmic reticulum
Cellular component (GO): EMC complex; membrane
Source: RefSeq, a predicted model, not a curated record